AUGACGCCUACUCUUUCGCGCCAAGUCUGGUACGGCGAUGCGGUCCAUUCCAAAUCCUUGACCGAGAUCGAAUACCUCACUUCGAGCCUGAUUGGCGUGGACGAAACCGGGGCUAUCGCCUUUGUUGAACGUGCUUCUUCGGCGGACGAGAUUGAGCGAGUAUUGCACGUCAAGGGGUGGACAGGCGUUGAGGUGACGAGGAUGGGUAAAGGAGAAUUCUUGUGUCCCGGGUAGGUCAUAUCUGCACCGUAUUGCAUUACUCGUGGGCUGAUCGUAGACGAAUUUUGCCCUCGGAUCUUGCGCUGACCGGACAUGUGUUAUCUGGUUAGAUGUAAGAUCUCUCGUCCCAAUGUAUGCUUCAGCCGCUUAAUUUCCACCUAAUCCUCCCUGAUCUUGCUUCACAGUUAUCGACACGCACACCCACGCCCCCCAAUACGUCAACCUCGCCUUUGGCCAACAAUUCGAGCUACUCGACUGGCUUUCGAACGUCACCUUUCCCGCGGAGGCACAGUUCAAGGACGCGGCCUAUGCUCGAAGAGCGUACGAAGAGGUCGUACAGAGGAACCUCAGCGUCGGGACUACGAGUGCGCGCGCAAAUGUUCUGUCCCGUAUCUGCGAUCUGAGCUCCCUAACCGAAGAUUCUUUCCCCUUCGACACCUACCAGCCGUCUGCUACUACGGCACUCUCCACCUCACAACCCAAAUCCUCGCCGCGAUCUGCCACCGUAAAGGCCAACGAGCCUUUGUUGGCAAAUGUAACAUGGAUCGUAACAGUUCAGACGAAUACGUCGAAGCUUCGCCUUCUCAAUCACUGCUCGAUACGAAGAAAUACGUCGAUUUCGUACGGAGCAAGUGUUGUUCGCCGAUCCGAUCGACUUCAGAGAGUUCGGGAUCGAAUUUGAACAUAAAUGGUUUGAGAUCGGAUCUGGUGCAACCUAUUAUCACGCCUCGAUUCGCCAUCUCGUGUUCGGAUGAGUUGUUGAAAGGGUUGGGGGAUAUGGUCGUUAAAGAUCCGAGUUUGCCGAUUCAAACCCAUCUGUCGGAGAACCCGACGGAGGUUGAAUUUACCAAAUGUAAGUCCCGUCGUCUUCGGCCUUCUACUUCGUCACCUUGAUCUCAUCCGCAAGACUGACUCAUCACCCCGGACUCCGAACAGCUCUCUUCCCUUUCGUCUCGUCCUACACCGAGGUGUACGACCACUUCAAUCUACUUCGAGAGAACACCGUCUUGGCUCAUUGCGUGCACUUGGAAGACUCUGAAAUCAGUCUCAUCAAACAACGUCGUGCGGGAAUCUCGCAUUGCCCAGAGUGAGUCCGGACGAAGCUUCAAUACGGGCUCUUGAAGUCGAGUGCUGCUUCGAGAGUGCUAAUCUCUUUGUACCCUCCGCUUCGUCUUCAUCCCCCUCAGCUCCAACUUCAACCUCCGCUCAGGCAUCACACCCAUUACGACCCUCUUGGACAGAGGAAUCAAAGUAUCCCUCGGCACGGACAUCUCAGGAGGGACCUCCCUCGGUAUCCUAAGCGCGAUUCGUACCGCCUCAUUCGCUUCGAAAACGCUCAUCUUCAAUUCAAGAGAUGCCAAGAUCGACGACCCCAACUUGAACGAAUCGAUCCCCGAACCCAAGCGUCAAAAGACGAACGGUUCGGAGACCUCUUUUGCGAAUCGUCAUUUAAGCAUCGAAACCUUGUUCUACCUCGCAACGAUGGGAGGAGCCCAAGUCUGUUGUCUCGAAGACCGAAUCGGUAACUUCGUCGUCGGGAAAGAAUUCGACGCUUUAUUGAUUCGAACCGGACAAAAGCCUCUUCGCGAGUCAGCACAAUACGUCGAAGGAUCAGAAGAUGCUGAUGCUCAAGCGAUGGAAGCUUUGAGCGAAGGGAUCGAGUCCGAUUUCCCUGAUGCGUCGACGUUCGGUCCGCAUUUGUUCGUCGAACCGGAGGAUGGUUUGCAGAAAGUGUUUGAGAAGUUCUUGUUCUCCGGCGAUGAUCGGAAUAUCGCAAAAGUGUUUGUGAGGGGGAGGAAGGUUGGGGGACGGGAUACGCUUUAUAGACUUUCAAGGGAGGGGUAG
This is a messenger RNA of Microbotryum saponariae, 2064 nucleotides long. The record is from the annotation of a GenBank genome assembly. NCBI's taxonomy places the organism in Eukaryota, Fungi, Basidiomycota, Microbotryomycetes, Microbotryales, Microbotryaceae.